AUGGAAAUGACCAUAUGGUCCAUAUCCAUAAUUCUCCUGAUGGUAUGGAUAGCAUUGCCGAAUUUAUUAAUUAUCUAUACCUGCGUCAGGGCCGCAGCCCAGGCCGUCAGGGAUAAUGCGAGGAGGGACGAGGAAACGGGCCAGUCAGAGAGAAUCCCGGGCCUGAACAGGGAUAAUACGAGGAGGGACGAGGAAACGGGCCAGUCAGAGAGAAUCCCGGGCCUGAACAGGGAUAAUACGAGGAGGGACGAGGAAACGGGCCAGACAGAGAGAAUCCCGGGCCUGAACAGGGAUAAUACGAGGGACGUGGAAACGGGCCAGUCAGAGAGAAUCCCGGGCCUAAAGCCCGACGACUUGGAGAGCCUGCCCUAUUUGGAUUAUGGUGGGCCCGGGAUUGGGAGCUCGUUGGAGUGCGCGGUGUGUUUGGAGAGCUUUAAGGCAGGUGAAAAAUGCAGGGUUUUGCCCACGUGCGGGCACAUUUUCCACGUGGGUUGCAUAGAUUCUUGGCUAUUGAAGACAGGGGCUUGUCCGAUUUGCAGGACGAGUGCCAACUCAGAUGAGUUGGAGGUGAGUCGUGAGAGCGUGUCAGGCGAGUUUGGGUUGGAGAUGGUGUAA
This is a messenger RNA of Striga hermonthica, 615 nucleotides long. The record is from the annotation of a GenBank genome assembly. Lineage: Eukaryota; Viridiplantae; Streptophyta; Magnoliopsida; Lamiales; Orobanchaceae.